AUGGUUCCAAGUUCCGGUUCAGCAUCUGGCAGAAGCCGGGAUGUUGAAAACAGAACCAAGAGGCACCUCCUGCUUCUCUCUGAUGACGCUUCCCUUUUCCCAGCCACACCGGUGUCGUGUUAUUUUCUGCAAAGUAACCUCUGUGAUGUUUCUCAUAGCAACAAGGAUAUUCCUGCCUCUAAUUUCACGAUUCAUGAAGUCCACUGCAGCAGAUUUCUUGCAGCGUGCCAGUACUGCGAGGUUUACAUCCCAAUUUCGGAAAUGAAGAACCAUUUUGCAUCUGAGCACGUGGAGGUUACCUGCGAGUGUGGGAUGAAGAUGGAAAAACGACACUUGGAGGACCACAAGGUUGGUGAACAUCUAUUGAUGUUAGGAGAUGUUUUGAAGCUACUCGAUGGCAUUUCCAAGCACCGAUUCCAGAGCCUUUCUGUCAGCCAGGAGCCGGACUGCAAAUUAAUAAUCCCUCGUUCUAUUUUCCAGGCGUUUGUGUGCCUUCUGCGACUUGUCCUCUGCCCUUACUGCGAAAUACAGCUGCCUUUGAGAGCCAUGGUUGACCAUGAACUUUACUGCAGCACACGGACGGAGGAAUGCGAAAACUGCCACCGCUACAUACUGGUGCGAGACCUGAAAGAACAUCCUCGGGUCUGCGGGCUAGUGGGGGUACAAACCCGAGGAAGUGCACCGUCUGACUUUGAGGAUGAGGAUGCACAUUUGCAAGACCUCCGGCACAGUGGAAGAGAAUCAGGAACAGAUGACGAGCCCGUCACCCUGCCGUGUCAAAGUUGUGGCUUGCGGUACCCUAUCUAUGAGCGGAUGGAUCACGAGCUCGUCUGUGUGCUGCGCCCAGCAGCUGAGGACUCCAUGCCUCCUAAAGCCAAGAGGCAGAGACAAGAAUCAGCAGAGCCACCCUGGACACGAAGCAAGUGCCAAGGUCGCUGCAUGAAGAAGGAGCCUGGACCUCCUGCAGAAGAGGCCCAGCUGCCGAGGAGACCAAGGAAAACGGCAACCGGCAGGAAUGCACAGCUGCCCGCUCCCACCUCACGAGGGAAGGCCAGGAAGAAGGCGGCCGGCAAGAGGGGCAGAGCGAGGAAGAGAGGGGCCUGUGAACGUGCAGGUGCGUCACCAUCCCCUCAGAGGCCUGCCAAGUGCUCCCGCUCGGAACCCUUCACGUCCGGCCCAUCGAGAUAUUCUCCGAGCCAGCCAAGCACCAGCAGCGAAGGAGAAAGCAGCCUCAGGACACAGCACACGGGCUGCUCCAUGCAGCUGCAGGCGCCGGAUCCAGAGGUGAGGCAGCCAGUGCAGAGCAGAGCAGAGCGCGUGGCGUCGCUCCCGUGUCGGGUGCGCUGCAGGACGCCUCCGUUGCGGAGCGCUUGGUGGGCAGCGCUGGGCUCUGCUGGUGCACGGGCGGCAUGA
This is a messenger RNA of Falco peregrinus (peregrine falcon), 1413 nucleotides long. RefSeq lists its product as uncharacterized. The transcript has 8 exons. Lineage: Eukaryota; Metazoa; Chordata; Aves; Falconiformes; Falconidae. The record is from RefSeq and is a predicted model, not a curated record. The coding region runs from base 1 to 1413 and encodes 470 amino acids.